Molecule: messenger RNA, 3052 nt
Organism: Stegostoma tigrinum
Lineage: Eukaryota; Metazoa; Chordata; Chondrichthyes; Orectolobiformes; Stegostomatidae
Gene: polr3g
Product: polymerase (RNA) III (DNA directed) polypeptide G
Exons: 7
Coding region: 156-863 (235 amino acids)
Biological process (GO): transcription by RNA polymerase III
Cellular component (GO): RNA polymerase III complex
Source: RefSeq, a predicted model, not a curated record
CUUAUUAUAAUAAAGCAGCAAAGUGCAUUUUUGAUUGAGGUGUGGUCAGUGUGCUUUAGAUCCCACAGCAAAUGCUGAGGAGGACCCAGCUGAUGCAACCAGGGUACCUUCAGAUUGACAGAAGCCGGUUCCGUUUGUAACUGUGUGUAUCUUUUAUGUUCUGUUUAUUGAACACAGUUUAUCGGGUGUAUGAUUUCCAAGUCGCUAUGUCUGGAACAGGUCGCGGCCGAGGCAAAGCACAAUUCACUUUCAACAUCGAAGCGAUCGGCUUUUCCCGAGGCGAAACUCUGCCUGAAACAGCGUGUCAACCCCUUCCUUUGUUUCCGCCCACAGAAUUUAAGCCUGUCCCCUUGAAUACAGGGGAAGAUGUAAACUAUAUGCUGGCCUUGAAGCAAGAGCUAAGAGGAGCCUGCAAGAAACUGCCAUAUUACAUUGACCAUGUCAAUACAAAGAAAGAUGUUGAAAGAUAUGCAAACAAGUAUCAAGAAAGAAAUUGCAAUGAAGAUUGGAUACCAGAUUGGAGAAGACUUCCAAGGGAGCUAAAGCCAAAAACCAAAAGGAUUAAAAAGACCAAAACUGUACCAACGGUUUCCAAACCCAAAGAACCUCAAACUGUCAUUAGCAAAUCUAAUGAGGAAAUAAUACAGACACUCGAGGUUCUAGAGAAGAAGGAUUCAGAACAUAAAUCUGAUGAAGAAACUGAAGAGAAGGAGAAAGAUAAAGGUGACGAAGAGGAUGAAGUUGCGGAAGAAGAAUAUGAUGAGGAAGAAUGUGAAGAGGAAAAUGACUACAUUGCAUCAUACUUUGAUGAUGGAGAUGACUACGAAGCAAGUGAUGAUAAUAUGGAUGAAGCUACAUACUAGUUGUGUCUGCCGGAUUAUGCAAUUAAUGCAUACUGUGAAAGUGUUCACCAUUCCUGCAGGAUUGUUCUAUGUGUCCUCAGGUCAUUUGCAGGGUUUUGUUUUGCACAUGUAAAGGAAUUCAAAUAAGAAAUAUUGUUUACAAAGAAGAUAAAUGGGUUCUACUUUAGCCUCAAUAAGCAUUCAUCAGUUAGCGCUGGUCACUUUAGACUGGUUAAUUGAAACAAAUCUUGUUUUAUAUGCACUUAGGUUGGUGGUUGCACUGGCAUUCAUGUACCUAUGCAAGUCUUGUAGCAAAGAGCGAGAAGAACAUGUCAAAAUAUCUUCCCUGGUGGUAAUUUACGUCAGCAGUUUCAGAUAAUGAUUAUUGACAGGGAUCACUAUUUAUUCUGAACUGUAAUAUAUUCUAAGUGAAAAUAGACUGGUUUAUUGCAUCUUUGGUGCUAAAAUGUGUCAGGUCUUUCAACUGAUUCUGACUUAAACAAGCAUAAAAAAGAAUUCAAAGCAAAGGGUUGGAAUAAUUUGAUUUAUACUGCAUGAAUAUUUAGGAGCACUUGUGUUGUUCUCAGGCUUAAAAUUGUUCUGUCGUUAUUGUUAUCAUAAUGAAGUGCAAACACGUUUUUAAAAAAAAUCAAUUGCCUCCAUUGCCCAGGCAUGUAACCUACCUCUUAAAAUUAUAAUUUCACAAGUAUAUGUCCUUGCAUACUUCAAGCCUCCAGAUUAUUGUCAUCUCUUCAAUGUGAUUGGUUUUAUUCUUGUGUUUGUGCAUUAUGGGGCAUUGCUUGCUAGGCUAACAUUUACUAUUCAUCCGUGAUUACCUUUGAGAGCUGAUGAGCUGCCUUCUUGAACUGCUGCAGUCCUUGGGAUGUAGGUAACUUUGUGUUCUAUCAGGCAAAAUAUAAAAUGCCUAGUAACUUUAAAAGAAAGAGGCAGACCAAGGUUGAAUCUGAAUGUGAUAAAUCACUAACCUCCGAACUAUUCUCAUUGAAACAGUAUUUAAAGAUCAUUUGUUUGUUUACAAAUACCGUGAUGAAUAGUAUCCUACAUGAAUCCUCUAUGAACAGGAAUUUAGGAAAUGAUAUGGCAGAUCAUGAAAUGUGGCCAAUCUGUCCCAUUGACUUUCCAUUUAAAAAAAAAUUCCAGGCUCUUCGAUACAUCUUACCGGCUGACAUGAUCUAAGUUAUGCUCAGUAUGGCUGCCUUACUUCCUGCUGUGCCUCCAAUGGCUGGGUACUCUUUGGCAAUCAAAAUUGUACAUCAUACACCAAAUAUGGAUGUAUGAGAGCUGCCUCAUCACCUCUUGUGAAGCCAAUAUGUGGUUAACUAUGCCUAUAGUUGUUACAGUGUUGUGUUUUGAUUCUGUGAGCUGUCCACGAAAUAAUCAACUCUUCUCCUGUAGCCCAGACUGCUAUAGCUCUAAUUAUACUUUUUAAUACCUUCUCCAAAUUUUGUUUCCCACUUAGCAACCUGACUACUUGAGUGUCCCCUUUGUUAUUGCCGAGCCUACAUUCAAGAACAUUGUUUUCUGAUUUCACCAGUAUUUAAUCUAAAUGCCUCAAAUUCCAUGCCUUGUGAGCAAGCGACACAAUCAAAAGCUUUUCUGAAAUCAUAAAAGAAUUUGGUUUUCAAGAAAAGACAUGUGCCUUUCAUGUUCUCAGGUCACCCCAAAUUUCAGUUGAUGGAUUGCUUCUGAAUCAUAAUCUCUGUUAUUUUGUGAACAAAAUCUACAGGGUCUCUCAAAGAACAUACAAGUAAAUGAAUAAAUAAGCUAUUUUAGUUUGGGUAAGAAAUAAAUACUUGUUCUGCACUAAAGUCCCUGCUGAAGUUAUAAAUUCAUUCUUUUUUCCAUUCUGAACUUAAUCAUAAACCUUAACAUAAUGUUGUCAAAGAUUCGAAGAUGUCCUGUGAACUCCUGGUUUUUACUUAGCAUCAGGACAGUAUUUUGAAUAGGAAAAAAUAGACCAGUCAGUCUGCAACCCUCUUCUAUCAUAAUCUGCAUAUAAUCAAGGAACAUGUAGACAACUUUCUAAGUGGUCUGACUGGAAGGUCUCGAAUUAUCCUGACAGGUUAUUAAUGAACUAAUGACUUGAAAAUUAAAGUGUAAUAUUACCUUGCCUUUACAUUUUUUUAAUAGGUUUUGUUAAUGAAUGAAAACCAGUAAUAGCAGGGCUUAUUUGCAUUUGAUUUUGUAUA